UCUUGUCUCCUAACUAGCUUUCUAAUGGAGUUUCUUCUUUCACUCCCAACAAACACCAUAGCCCCAAAAAUCUUUGCAGUUUUAUUACUCUUCAUAUGUUUACGGAUACUCACAAAUGUCCUCAAACCCAAGAAAUCCAAGACAUCCCCACCACAAGCCAGCGGCGCCUGGCCUUUGAUUGGCCACCUCCUCCACCUCCGCGGCCCACAGGCACCACACAUAACAUUAGGCAAGAUGGCUGAUAAAUACGGUCCAAUCUUCAAAAUAAAGCUAGGCGUGCAUCCAACUCUUGUCAUAAGUGACUCCGAGGUGGCCAAAGAGUGUUUGACCACACACGACAUAGCCUUGGCUGGCCGUCCAGCGACUGUGGCCAUGGAAAUCAUGGGAUACAAUCAUGCCAUGUUCGCUUUCAGCCCAUACGGCCCAUAUUGGCGUCACAUGCGCAAGCUAGCCACCGUUGAGCUUCUAUCCGCUCAACGGCUCGAAACGUUUAAGCACAUAAGAGAAUCUGAGCUUAAGCGUUCCAUGAAAGAGAUGUACCAAUCAUGGGUUCAUAACAAAAGCGGUAGCGGCGAUUCGAAUCAUGUUACCGUGGACAUGACUAGAAUUUUGGGAGACAUAAUCGCAAACGUAAUAUACAGGAUGGUGGUAGGAAAAGUGUAUGCGAGUAAGGGUGAGGAGGAUGCGAGAUGGAAACAAGUAGUGUGGGAGUAUAUUAAGUUGCUGAGCCACUUUGGUGUGGGUGAUGCGUUGCCAUUUUUGAGGUGGUUGGAUUUGGGAGGUGUUGAGAAGUCCAUGAAAAAGGCAGCCAAAGAAUUGGACAUUUAUGUUGAAGAGUGGUUGGAAGAACAUAAAAAGAAGAGAUCCGAGCGUAAGAGUGAUAAUGGAAUUGUAGAAGAAGACUUCAUGGACGUUAUGCUCUCCGUUUUUGAUGAUGAUGAUCAACUGGAGAAUUUUGCUCAUCAUAGUGCUCAUACAAUUAACAAGGCCAUGUGCUUGGCUAUUAUAUUGGCGGCCUCUGACACCACUAAGACUACUUUGACUUGGGCUCUAUCACUAUUACUCAAUCACCCUGACGUCAUGAAGAAGGUCCAACAAGAGUUGGCUGCUCACAUUGGUCCAGAUAAACCAGUGAAGGAAUCAGAUGUCAAAUCUUUGGUCUACCUUGAAGCAGUUGUUAAGGAAACAUUACGAUUAUACCCUCCAGGUCCACUCGGGUUACCACACGAGUCUAUGGAGGACUGCACCGUAGCCGGUUACCAUGUUCCAUCAGGGACUAGGAUUCUCUACAACCUCUGGAAGAUUCAACAGGAUCCGCAGGUGUGGGAGAAUCCUUCAGAGUUCAAGCCAGACAGGUUUCUGACAACACAUAAGGACGUCGAUGUUAGGGGACGUAACUUUGAGUAUUUACCAUUUGGGAGUGGUAGAAGAAUGUGUCCUGGAAUGUCUUUCGCUCUUCAAGUCAUGGAGGUUUCACUUGCUAAUAUGCUUCAUGGGUUCGAUUUUGCCACUCCAAAUGGUAAACCAGUGGAUAUGACUGAAGUUAAUGGAUUGGUCACUGACCGUGCAACGCCACUUGAAGCCCUCAUCACUCCACGCCUCCCAGCUCAUCUCUAUAUGGGCUGAAUGAAUUGGAAUGUCAAUAAUAGUGCUUUGGUCAAUUAUAUGUCUACUUUGCUUGCUGGUUUGUAUGUUACAUAAAGAAUAAUAAUACAUGCAGUUUCGUUUUUGUAUCA
This is a messenger RNA of Tripterygium wilfordii, 1736 nucleotides long. Its product is annotated as cytochrome P450 CYP82D47-like. NCBI's taxonomy places the organism in Eukaryota, Viridiplantae, Streptophyta, Magnoliopsida, Celastrales, Celastraceae. The transcript is spliced from 2 exons. Gene Ontology annotation, molecular function: iron ion binding; heme binding; oxidoreductase activity, acting on paired donors, with incorporation or reduction of molecular oxygen. The coding region runs from base 25 to 1626 and encodes 533 amino acids. The record is from RefSeq and is a predicted model, not a curated record. Gene Ontology annotation, biological process: defense response to other organism.